Mandrillus leucophaeus (drill) is the source of this 1566-nucleotide messenger RNA. RefSeq names its product cyclin-dependent kinase 2 associated protein 1 (gene CDK2AP1). Gene Ontology annotation, cellular component: cytoplasm; nucleus. Bases 424 to 822 code for a protein of 132 amino acids. The record is from RefSeq and is a predicted model, not a curated record. The transcript is spliced from 4 exons. Lineage: Eukaryota; Metazoa; Chordata; Mammalia; Primates; Cercopithecidae.
CGGCGCUCUUUGUCUGGCGUGGGGGCGGGGAGCCGCGCCUGGCCCCAGGAGCUUCCUGGCCUCUGCCAACCCCUCGCUCCUGCACACUGCGCUCAUUGUCUGAGAUGCGCCGAGACGGCCUGCGCUGACGUGGUCCCUGUGUCCCGGUCCCUGUGUCUGCAGGAAGGAGUGACCAUGAGUGGAACUCGGGGCAUUUCCGCCAUCUCUCUCCAGGACUAGACACCCCCCCCCCAACCCUGAACAAGGGACUGGCCUGGACAGAGCAUUGGAGUCACCGAGCUAUUGCUCCUCGUCCCCCCAGCCAAAAUGGGACAAUUUCUCAUUCCUCCUUCCUCUCAGCCCCGCAAAACCUAACCCCGGUAUCAUCAAAUAGUAGGGUCUGGAGCCCGUAGACCUUCUCUUGGGAAGCACUGCCUCUAACAAAUGGAGAAACUGAGGACUGGAGGGCGGGGGGCCUGUCUGAGGUCACACAGCCAGGAAUGGCACAGCUGGGGCUGGCGCCAAGUCCAGUGGGGAGGACAGAAAAGGAGAGCUGGGAGUGUCCACUCUCCUUCCACCAGCAUGGCGUCUUCACAGUACCGCCAGCUGCUCAGUGACUACGGGCCACCAUCCCUAGGCUACACCCAGGGAACUGGGAACAGCCAAGUGCCCCAAAGCAAAUACGCGGAGCUGCUGGCCAUCAUUGAAGAGCUGGGGAAGGAGAUCAGACCCACGUACGCGGGGAGCAAGAGUGCCAUGGAGAGACUGAAGCGCGGCAUCAUUCACGCUAGAGGACUGGUUCGGGAGUGCUUAGCAGAAACGGAACGGAAUGCCAGAUCCUAGCUGCCUUGUUGGUUUUGAAGGAUUUCCAUCUUUUUACAAGAUGAGAAGUUACAGUUCAUCUCCCCUGUUCAGAUGAAACCCUUGUUUUCAAAAUGGUUACAGUUUGUUUUUUCCUCCCAUGGUUCACUUGGCUCUGAACCUACAGUCUCAAAGAUUGAGAAAAGAUUUUGCUGUUAAUUAGGAUUUGCAUUUUAAGUAGUUAGGAACUGCCCAGGUUUUUUUGUUUUUUUAGCAUUGAUUUAAAAGAUGCACGUAAAGUUAUCUUACAGCAAACUGUAGUUUGCCUCCAAGACACCAUUGUCUCCCUUUAAUCUUCUCUUUUGAAUGCAUUUGUUACCCACGGUGUUCUUUGUUCCUUUUCAUAAGCUAACACCGCUCUAGGGAUUUUGUUUUUAAUGCAUAUUGACAGCACCCUUUACUUAGUAGCUGGCUCCCAUUUGCCAUACAGUGUAGGUUCUGCUUAAUGUAACUUCUUUUUUGCUUAAGCAUUUGCAUGACUAUUAGUGCUUCAAAGUCAAUUUUUAAAAAUGCACAAGUUAUAAAUACAGAAGAAAGAGCAACCCACCAAACCUAACAAGGACCCCCGAACAUUUUCAUACUAAGACUGUAAGUAGAUCUCAGUUCCGCGUUUAUUGUAAGUUGAUAAAAACAUCUGGAAGAAAAUGACUAAAACUGUUUGCAUCUUUGUAUGUAUUUAUUACUUGAUGUAAUAAAGCUUAUUUUCAUUAACAAUUUGUAUUAAAA